AUGUUGUGGUUUCUUACUGCAGCAUUCAAAGGCAUUUAUCAGGCCGCCAAUGGAGCAGGUGCCGAAGAUCCGCUUGGAGUCAUUCUGCAGUAUAGAGGGUUGGCAUUCCAAGCAGGUGGCGAUGGUACACUCGAGCAGCACAUCACCAUUCCCAACAUUUUGAAGAAGUACAACCCGAAUCUUUUUGGCUAUUCUGUCGGAAUCGGAUCACCGAACGUUUGGGAAGUGUCCUAUCUGAAUGUUGCGAUGCCCGGUGCCAUCGCUGCUGAUCUCCCUGGACAGGCUCGCACGCUCAUCUCCCUGCUCCACACUCAUUCCGAGUCCGUCAACUUCAAUGAGGACUGGAAACUGCUGAAUAUUUUCAUUGGUGGAAACGAUAUGUGCUCAUUCUGUAAAGAUCAUUCACUGGAGCCUGCCGAGUGUGUUCAACACAUAGAAGAAACAGUGAAGAUCAUCUACGACAAUGUGCCGAGAGUGAUUGUCUCUAUCACUGCAAUGCUUCAACUCGAAAUCCUGCGACAGUCUGACAAAGGCAGACUCUUCUGUGAAGGACUCCAUAAGGAAGAAUGCCCAUGUGAAAGUGACGUGAAAGACUUCAACAAUACCUAUUUGGCCAACGCAUGUAUCGACUACGCGAAUCGAGAAAUGGUCUUGCUGCUUCUGGAAAAUAUGACAAUAAUAUGA
Cooperia oncophora is the source of this 684-nucleotide messenger RNA. Lineage: Eukaryota; Metazoa; Nematoda; Chromadorea; Rhabditida; Trichostrongylidae. The record is from the annotation of a GenBank genome assembly.